Messenger RNA from Vigna unguiculata (cowpea), 998 nucleotides. RefSeq lists its product as uncharacterized. NCBI's taxonomy places the organism in Eukaryota, Viridiplantae, Streptophyta, Magnoliopsida, Fabales, Fabaceae. The record is from RefSeq and is a predicted model, not a curated record.
UUAUAUUUAUAAGGACCAAACCCAAAUCCUCCUUCCAUCAUACACCUUCAAACUUCUGAUUCUUCUUCUUCUUCUCUCUCUGUUAUUGCUUUUGUUAUAUACCAAACAAAUGGGUUCCUACAGGUUUUUUGGCAUCAUGGCCAUGUUUCUUUUUCUGCUGUUUCCCUUCGCUGCCAAAGGGGAUAAUAAUAUUACUGAUUCUUUUCUUGAUAAGGUUUGUGAAGAAGUGGAAUGUGGGAAAGGAAGGUGCGUUGUGAAUACAAGUUAUCCAUUAAACUUCAUUUGUGAAUGCGAAUCUGGCUGGACGAGAACUCAAGACGAUGAUGAUAAAUAUGCCACCAGCUUUCUUCCAUGUGUCAUUCCCCAAUGUAGCUUGAACUAUGGUUGUCAACCAGCACCACCGCCAGUUCCAGAGAAGAGUUUUCCACACAACUUGUCAGCUUUUAAUCCUUGCUAUUGGGCGUACUGUGGGGAAGGAAAAUGCACGCAGAACAGGACACAUACAUACUCAUGUGAAUGCAGCACCAAUUACUUUAAUCUUCUCAACAUCUCCGUUUUUCCUUGUUACAGCGAAUGUACUCUUGGAUCUGAUUGUUCGAAGCUUGGAAUAAAAGUUGCAGAUUCAACCAGUGGCAGUCAAGAUAACUCAGGCUCGGUGUUCAGAGGAAGGUUCCAUUGGAUGAUUAUGUUGAUGAUGUCCACGGGUAUGGUGAUGUGGAGCUAAAGACUGAAAGGGAUGCAGAAAAUUAUUUUGGUCGAUAAUUGAUUUCAUUGUUGUUCAUCACUCAUUGGGGUGUGAAUGUGAUGACUAUUGUUGCUAUAGUGUAUGUUAUACUGUAUGCACAUACGUAGACAGUACGAAUGAUUUGUUUUUUGUACAAUAAAGGGAGUGAAAAUAUUUGAACUUUAGAGCUUUUGUAAACUACUAAAACUCCGCCGUUUGUGGAUUUUAGGUUUUACAUAGUUAAUUCUAUUACUGCAGUGUUAUUGUAUAAAUA